CAAUGAAAGCAACAUUUUCUACAUAUCUCACUGAGGGGCUUAUUUUAGUCUCUCCGGCUAUGUUUUUGCUUGUUUUGCUUUUGAUGGCCACAGUUAAACUUCCACACAACCAAUUUUGUGUUUUACUUGGAAUUGCCCAAUUAUUUUUCUUAGUUUUAUUUGCUCUUUUUUCACAACACGAUCCUAAUGCCCUUCCAUCAUCAGUUCCAAUCGGUUCUGUUUUGAUACAAGAAUCACAGAAAAAAUUAACUGAUUUUCAAGAUGUUCAUUCAAUACUUCUUGUUGGGUUUGGAUUUUUGGUUGUUUUUGUUCGUCGAUAUGGAUUUGGAUCUUUUACAAUGUCAAUGAUGUUAACAGCUUUUACAUUAGAAUUAGCUCUACUUGUUCGAGGGUUCUUAACAGAUGAAUUUGCCCUCUAUGGAAAAUUUUAUGUUAAUCUACAAAAUUUAAUUAAUGCUGACUACACAGCUGCAGUUGUAUUAAUCUCUUUUGGAGCUUUAUGUGGUAAAUUGUCUCCAAUGCAAUAUUUGCUUAUGGCCUUAAUUGAAGCCCCAUUUUCUGUAAUUUUUCUAAAAAAUAUUUUUGAGAAUUUCUUAAUUCUUGACAGAUCUUUAACGAAUAUAUUGUUGUCAAAAUACUUGGAUUCAAUGAUUAUUCACGUUUUUGGUGCCGUUUUUGGAUUAAUUGCUGGUCGAGUACUUUUUACUAAAACAUGGAGAGACAGCGAACAUUUGGGGAGUGUUUAUCAUUCUGAUAUAUUUACUUUUGUUGCUACCGGCUUUCUUUGGGUGUUUUGGCCUUCUUUCAAUGCUGCAAAUGCAUUUGGAGCAGAUGCCCGUAAUCGUUCAAUUGUAAAUACAUAUACAGCUUUAAUUGGUAGUACAAUUACUGCUUUUGUUGUUUCCUCUUUUUACAACAAAAAAGAGAAUUUCAAUGUUCGCCAUUUGGUUAAUGCUCCAUUAGCGGGUGGAGUUGCUUUAGGUGCUUGUGCCAAUAUUCUUUUGGCACCUUUUGAUGCUUUAGCUAUAGGGGUUGUUAGUGGGGCUGUUGCUGUUUUUGGAUAUAUAUUUAUUUCUCCAAUUCUCGAAAAGAAAUGCGGAUUUAGCGACACAAGGGGUGUAAAUAAUUUACACGCAAUGCCCGGAAUAAUUGGAGUAUUGGCUAGUGCAAUAGUCCUUCUUUGCUACAAAGAUGGAUCUUAUCCGGAAAGGCAAAUUAAUUAUGAGAAAAUAUUUUUUAUAUCUGUUUAG
Messenger RNA from Meloidogyne enterolobii, 1250 nucleotides. NCBI's taxonomy places the organism in Eukaryota, Metazoa, Nematoda, Chromadorea, Rhabditida, Meloidogynidae. The record is from the annotation of a GenBank genome assembly.